AUGGGGUUGUUAGUGAAGACUGGCCAACGCAUCCAGGAGUUGUUCCCUCUCAUGCUUUUCACGUUUGGAAAAGCAACCGACUGGCUCACAAAGCCCCUCCAAGGGCCCCUGAAGGAGUUCCUAGGGAACACUGUUGUGGACCUAGCCAUGGCGGCAGGUGGUCUCAUAAUCAGCAUCAUCGCCACUGGUGCCUGGAAGUCCCUUCCCUUUCUGCGCAACAUCGCCAAAGAGGUGGAAGAAGUGAAGGCCCCGUUCGUGGUGCCGGCCGACUACUUUUCUCGAGAAGCGGAAGAAAACUUGUUGCUCGCCAUGCUCGAGGGGGAUCCCCGUGACCUCAUGCUCUUGACAGGGCCUCCCAGCUCGGGGAAAACGGCGACGAUCGCCAGGGUCUUGCAGCGGAGGGAGGAGCAGAAAGAGGCUUCCAAGGCAGAUGACGUACCCGGAAGCAUCACUCGCACCGUGGCGGGGGCCGGCAUAUAUGUCAACAUGCGCUUCGGCGACUUUCUCGGGAGCAUCCAAAUGGGGUGCGAGCUGUCGGGGCAGUUCCGGAACUACAUUGAGAGCUUGUCCGGGAUCGCAGACGCAGAAGUGCGGCGGGUGCUGGGUAAAGAGGACCAGGUUAGAAUCGGUGUCCAGGUGCUCAAGGCCCUCAAGCUGACCAAAAGGAAACCACCUGAAGAGGUCACUCGGUGGAUCGACUCCUUGGAGAAGAGCCAAGUAGGCUGCGAGGGCAUCGAGACAGCUGUCAAAAAGAUUGAGUCGAUCUUGCGGCGACUGCGGCCGGGGCUGGGAGAAGGAACGAAAGCGCAGGUGAACCGGCGGGGGGGCCAGCAGAUGCUGCGCAUAAGCGAUACGGCGCAGGUGAACCGGCGGGGGGGCCAGCAGAUGCUGCGCAUAAGCGAUACGGUGGAGGAGCGCUUAUUGCCCCCCGUCAUCUGCAUCGACGCCGCGGAAGAGCUGAUGCGGUGGCCGGACCCCGCCAGCCUGGCGACGCUCCUACGCUUCCUCGUGGGGGUCUCCAGCGAGCGGCGGCAGGCCCACGUGGUGCUAGUGACGUCAGAUGCCAAGAUGCAAGCGUGGCUGGAAGAAAAAAUGGGUGCCCACUUGAUCACCGUGCAAGUCCUCGGAGACCUCCCCCCGCCCGCGGCCGCGCGUUACUUCGAGGGUGCGAGACGCGCGCGGCUCGGUGACGCGGCCGAUGACGUCACGGGUGACGUCAGCUUCGAGGAGGUGUGGGCCAUGGCCGGGGGCCGGAUCGCGCUCAUGCAGCGGCUCCUGGAGCGGGGCAGGGCGUCGGGCAGUCUGAGAACAGCUCUUCAAGCGGAACGUGCUGCUUCCAGGGACCGCCUGUCGCGCGCAUUGGCCGGAAUCUCCAAGAGCGACCUGGACUCUUUGCGAAAUCAUGUACAUAGUGGAAGACUGUCGUUAGAGAUCGACAAAGUGGAACCCUUGUUAAAAGCGGGCAUCCUGCGAAAGACCCCUUGGUCGGAGCUUGGGAUGGGCAUUGCAGAUGAGAAUCAUUCCGAAGAUAGCGGUCUUCAGUUUGUCUUUCCUGCCGACUCCGUUAUCUUGGCCGAGUUGCUACACGAAUCCUCCAAACAUAGCAUCGAGGGCUCUGGCGGCGGACAGUCUAAGAUUGAAACUUCACGAAUUAUUGAGAGCGAGAGCGAAAAGGUGGAAUCUGAAAAUGGACGAAGUAGGACCGGACGCAAGUCCUUCUUCGAAGUGUAGGAUUUUUUUGUAAAAACCUAGAUUGACAUGCUUCUCAGUCAGUCAAAGCCGGAAAGGUCACGGCGUCCGAGUAGGGAGUCAAGAACCACGUCUCUGCUCGCUUUUAGCUAAGUAAAUCAGGUCGGGCAGCUCGCAAUCGUUGUGUAGUACAGUGAACGCAAUUAGGCGCAUUACGUGCUUCUAGUAUAUGGUGCGAGACGCGACACAGUCCUAGCGAUUACGUACAAAGAUUCAAGAAGGUGCAGUACUAGCAAUUGCAGCUUGCAAAACCCAGGGCUGCAGCUCCUGGCCCAGUAGCAUGGCGGGGCUGCCACCGCGCGGACGUCAAAUCCUGGUACGUAGGGCGGCCGUCAGCUGUCGGCCCGGCAUUGACUUGCAUGAUCGUUCAGUAUGUGGAGU
Klebsormidium nitens is the source of this 2130-nucleotide messenger RNA. Lineage: Eukaryota; Viridiplantae; Streptophyta; Klebsormidiophyceae; Klebsormidiales; Klebsormidiaceae. The record is from the annotation of a GenBank genome assembly.